Pseudoliparis swirei is the source of this 910-nucleotide messenger RNA. RefSeq lists its product as uncharacterized. Lineage: Eukaryota; Metazoa; Chordata; Actinopteri; Perciformes; Liparidae. The transcript is spliced from 4 exons. Gene Ontology annotation, molecular function: protein dimerization activity. The coding region runs from base 1 to 675 and encodes 224 amino acids. The record is from RefSeq and is a predicted model, not a curated record.
AUGAGGAAAAAGUUGAACAUUGGGUUCACAACCAGGGCUAAACUCACCAGAUAUCUGGAUGAGGGUGACAUCACACCACGGCAGGUGGAUACAUUCCAUGAAGCUGUGUUAAGUUUCUUAACAAGUGCUGUGGGCUAUGCACUUAGGAAGCUGCCACUGGAAGAGCCAGUGAUCAAACAUUCAAAAUGUGUAGAUGUGCGGCAGAGGGCUGAAAGUGGCAUUGAAGAUGUCCUUUACUUUGUUGAAAGGUUCCCCCAUCUCCUCCCAUACCAUGGGCCAGAGGAGCAUGACCACCUGGGUGAGGAGUUUUUAAACUAUCAGACAAUGCCAACAAUCUCCCUUCAUGAAGAAACGGAUAUGGAAAGCUUCUGGGCUGGAAUGGCAACACGGAAACAUAAGGUAACAGGAGCCAAAGAAUUUCAGAGGCUUGCUGCCGUUGCCAAGCUGGUUCUGGUGUUGCCCCAUUCGAAUGCAGAUGCUGAGAGGGUGUUUUCAGUUGUGGGACUGAAUAAGACAAAAACCAGAAAUAGCCUGGCAUUAGAUGGCACUCUGUCCUCCAUCAUGGCCAUAAAGAUGGCUGACCUGGAGCCCUGCUUCAGAUGGGAGCCCCCCUCAGCGGUCAUCAAGGCCUCCAAGAAGGCCACAGGCCAGUACAACCUUGCCCACAAAUCCUAAAAAAUGACUAACCAAAUUACUUCUGAUCUCCUUCUUAAUACUUCAUUUUUUGUUAUUUUAUUUAUUUGUUGAUCCAUUGUUUUGCUUUAAAGGCUACUGUUUAAGCACUUUAUUUGUUGCACUUUUUAGUUUGAUAAUGAAAAAUAUUUUCUCCUAACUAAACUUGUCAUUUUGUUGCUGAACAUAAAUCAUUAAGUCUAUCCAUUGUCGUAUAAAGUCCGCCCUGACAAUUUGA